Messenger RNA from Cololabis saira (Pacific saury), 5937 nucleotides. It is a transcript of the gene lin7c, whose product is annotated as lin-7 homolog C (C. elegans). Gene Ontology annotation, biological process: maintenance of epithelial cell apical/basal polarity; protein localization to basolateral plasma membrane; neurotransmitter secretion. NCBI's taxonomy places the organism in Eukaryota, Metazoa, Chordata, Actinopteri, Beloniformes, Belonidae. Bases 155 to 760 code for a protein of 201 amino acids. The record is from RefSeq and is a predicted model, not a curated record. The transcript is spliced from 5 exons. Gene Ontology annotation, molecular function: L27 domain binding. Gene Ontology annotation, cellular component: cell-cell junction; synapse; MPP7-DLG1-LIN7 complex.
CACUGGCAGCUAGCCUAGCCGAGCUAACGUUGCUAAUCUGGUUUAUCGCCUCAGUUAAGCCCGCGGGACGAUAGUCGGGGCUACCAAAUUCACUGCUUUUCACUCCCUUUGAGCGUAAUAAUUAUCUGAGAACCAACGACCCUUCGUUUCCACCAUGGCAUCACUCGGGGAGCCCGUGCGACUGGAGAGAGAUAUCAACCGUGCAAUUGAACUGCUUGAUAAACUCCAGAGGACAGGGGAGGUGCCUCCUCAGAAGCUUCAGGCGCUGCAGAGGGUCUUGCAGAGUGAAUUCUGUAAUGCUGUCAGAGAAGUUUAUGAGCAUGUGUAUGAAACUGUGGAUAUAACCAGCAGUCCUGAGGUCAGGGCCAACGCCACAGCUAAGGCUACAGUGGCAGCUUUUGCAGCAAGUGAAGGACACUCACAUCCACGAGUUGUGGAGCUGCCGAAGACGGAAGAAGGCCUGGGCUUCAAUAUAAUGGGUGGAAAGGAGCAGAACUCGCCUAUUUACAUCUCAAGGAUCAUCCCAGGAGGCAUCGCCGACCGCCAUGGAGGCCUGAAAAGAGGCGAUCAGCUUCUCUCUGUUAACGGGGUGAGUGUUGAAGGUGAACAUCAUGAGAAAGCUGUGGAACUCCUCAAAGCAGCUCAGGGCACAGUGAAGCUGGUAGUGAGGUACACCCCCAAAGUCCUUGAGGAAAUGGAAUCACGCUUUGAGAAAAUGAGGUCAGCGAAGCGCCGGCAACAGAACAACUAUCCUCAGUAGGAUAUUUUUUAUUUUUUUUUUUUUUUCUCUCCAUGUUGAUGCCCAGCUUCCAUGUCUCUCCUCCUCUAGCUUUCUGACCAUCUGUUCUGGUCUCUCCCUCUCAUCUCUUUGCCCUCCCAAUUAUAAAAGAUAUAAUUAAUUUUAUUUGUAGAUCUUCGUCAUACAUGAUGUAUUGUUCUCCACCUCUGUAGCAUUUUUGAUAUUUGCCAUUGUUACUGUACCAGACACUAAACUCUAGAUGAACACUACAAUGAUGACGAUUGUCAGUGAGAGUCACACCAUGUGCAUUAUUUCUGAAUUGACAAUUUGAAUGCAACUUUGAAUACUUUUGAGAAAAACUGUAUGACUCCUUUGACAGGAAAGGUAGUGUGUGAGUGUGUGUGUGUGGGGGGGUGGGGUAGUUAUUUUUUGUUAUUAAAUCACAGCCACUAUCAAGUGCCUCAGGGCAAACACAUUUAUCUUAUGUACUGUCAACUAAUCUUGUUUUUUCUUUUGGUUAUUUAAAGUUUAGUAUUGGUGAUUCAAUCUUUGUGACUGAAAAUACAACAUACUUUGAGUUUAUUAGUCUAAAACUAUUUUUAUUUGGUAUAAAACCCUUAAACUGCAGAAACUUCAAAAGAUGCAGUUUAAUUAUUAUUGCUUGUCUACAGGCAUGUCCAGAAUAGAGAAGUUUGGAGGACAUGACAACAUUUUAUAUCAGUUAAAAGAAGAUCAGAUGUUGAAUAACUGUAACCACUGUACGGUCACUUGGAAACAGAAAACAUGUAAAUUUGAAGGUUUUUCCUCUGGGCUAAGUUUUUAAGUUUUCUAAGCCCAGCACCGACUUUAUGUGAUGUAAUGGGGUCUCAGUAACUUGUGAAAUUACAAUGGUGCCACCACAUACUGUAGAUUCAUACAUUCAAUUUCAUGAGAGAAGGAAACCAUAGGAAGCACACAUUUGGCAGUUAGGACAAACUGUUUUGGUUUCUGAUUAACUUGUUAUCACUCACAGUUCCACAGGGAAGUUUACAUACACUCAUAAUGGAAGAAAAUGUCAUGGAAAUGUUGGACUUUUAACAAAUUCUGAGAAUAACUUUUUCCUCAGGGUCAGAAUGAAUGUACAGUACAUCCUAGAAAUUGGUGGACAAGUUUUAGAAUUUUGUUUUCAAUAAAUAAAAGGGGAAUCCAAAACAGUUCUCUGUACUUUUGUUAGCUUUCAAAGAACGUCAGGCAGCGUUCUUGUUAGAUUUUGGACUGCUUAGCUGAAUUUGUAGAGUUUAGUUAAACUGGUUGGCAUGGGCCUGACUUUGAAAAACUUGCUUUAUUUUUAUUUAUUUAUUUUUUAUGUCAUAGUUGACGUCCUCAUUUUUUUGGAGGUACAAAGCUACACUUUUUCAUCGAGAUCUCUACAGUGAUAUAGACCUGAACAUGACAAUGUUCCAGCAGCUCCCACUCUGUGGCAGGCCUGAUCAAUACAGGAUUUAGUCAGAUUGGAUCUCCUUUCAGGUUUUGACCGAAUGAUUGUCACCUCUGGAUAAUUUGUCUGUACACAUACUCAUUUAGACUCACAAUCUUGGGAUGGGGAGUUUUUUUUACAAGUGACUAUAAGAGGCAUUUCUGUCGUGUUUGGAUCUGCAACCCUUUUUCUCAGAUCUGCUCAGAGGUCAUUGACUUUCUCAUCGUACUCUGUGUUAUUCAAUCCAGUGACUGCUCUCAAAUAAAUAUUUUUUUAUGUAGGCAAAGAGAAGCUACCAGUUGUAGUCAAUCAUGGUCGCUAACAAGAAAUCAAAAGCCUUGUAAAAUUAUUAUUGAGGUAUUUUGGGACUAAGAGCGCCACUGAUUUAAUUACUUAAGUGGCUGUAAGGGUGUUUCUGACCCUGUGCUGUUUAAAAAACAAAACAAAAGAAAAACAACAAAAUAAACCCAGAGGAAAUUAAAAUACUCACCUUGGAAACCAUGCCCAUUAUGUCUGUAUGUAAACCUCAGACUGACACUGUAAAUCAGGAACUAAUGUAUGUUACUUUCUUGCUUAAUGUCUGAAAUGUGAGAUACUAAUACAUAUACCUCAUAUAAUUACCAUAAAAACCAAGAGAUAAAAUGCAUGUGCCAGAUAAGUCCACCCCUCCUGAUCUGAAAGAAAAAAGCAAAGAUUAAUCAACAAUUCUUGACGUUAGGAAAAACCAAGUCUGCAAAUAUACAGUACCAGUUUACUUGAAUGCAGCAGUCAGUGCCGUCUAGUCAAGAUUGCACUCAAACGUUUCCUCCAUCAGUGACGGGACAGUAAAGGUCAGCGGUUUUCAGCAGUCAAACCAGACUUAGAACAAAUGCUUCAAGAAUGACUCAGAAUUUCUCAUUUUUAUUUAUUAUUAUUUUUAAUUAUUAUUAUUAUUAUUAUUAUUAUUAUCAUUACUAUUAUAAUUUUUUUUAUUAUUAUUGUUGUCAUAAAUAUCGAUUUAGGAAAUGAGUGUAAAUCAAGAGAAUGUUGUUGCGUUCAAGGGAAACAUCAAAGUUUAGUUUUUUUGGAUUUCCCAACUAGGCAUGCUAACUAUCGUACAAACUCAUCAGCCAGAAAAUGACGUCCUUGACUUCCAAGAACGAUUAUUAUUAUUAAGAAAUAAUUAAAUGAUUUCAUUAAAUGCUCUCAUACAAGCAAGCCUUCAUCUGAUGAAUAUUUGAAAGACUAUGACGGUUGCUAAACUGGACACGUUUUAAUCAGAAUGUCCUUUGACUACCUAAACGUAAAUAAAUGUGAAUAUGGCCUUUCGGAGAAAGCUACUUACUUCAGAAACAGAAGAAAGCCUACAGACUUAAAUACAUUUGAGCAAUAAUUUAAAGCCUUCUUAUCUGUGUGUCAACAUGUCUUAUUUUCUUCCUGUCACUGACAAAUGUCUUUGCAACAUUAAAUCUAAGUCCGUGCAAUGUACUGAUUUAAGAAGUUGAAAUGAGAAUGACAAUAAUCAUUUAAUUUCACAAUACUGUCAAAUGAUCAGGUUUGAUCUUGCAUGUUUUUACGAGGCUAACGUUAAAUGGUAUAGUUCUCGUUCCCAUAUAGUUCUCUCAUAAGCACUCACGUUUACUUGUACAUCACUACACUUUAAAAUAUUGGAUAUUUUUGAAGUGCAUGUUUAAGUAUUUUAUUAACAAUGAUAUGAUGAGAAAGUGUCUUGUGAAAUAUUAGUCUUAGACAAACGUAUCCAUAAUGAGUUCAGAUCCAACUUGUUCCUCUCACAUGCAUCACAUCAAUAUAAAUAAUCUGCAAGUCACAGUUUGCUUGAAACUAACGUAUGAUCUUAAUGUAUAACAAUAUCAGUGCACAUCUAGACCUUUCUGUCUUGUUUGGUGAAGAGAAAGGGACUUUUGUUUAGAACAUCUCAUUAUUCAUUGUGCGCGACAGCAAAAUAUCUCCAGAACAAAUUGAUUUUCAGAGAUUAAUUCACAUUUGAUUGUUUUGUUUAGCAUGUUGUGAACUGUUUUAGUAUACUAAGCCAUACUAUUUUCCAGUCUGGCAUCAUUGAGGAACUACAAUGGCAAUGAAGAUUUAAUGUACAUGAUGUAAAAACUAGAUUGUGGAUAAAAUAGCAUUAGUCUUCACUGCAGCUCUUUUUUUUCUCCUUUUUUUAAUGGCUCUACUGGCCUUUAUUAGCAGUAAUUAGACAGGAAAUGGUGCAGCAAAGGUUUAUGGGCCAGGACUCAAACGUGGGGUGGCUGCAUGAGGACCGUAGCCUCCGUACAUGGCGAGCUUGCUCAGGUGAGCUUUCUGCCGCAGGCUUGAGUUUUGUCAUACAUAUCUGUAGAGAUGGGACACUACUUUUUUGGCAUCUGGUACCAUAAUAGAUAUAGCAUAAAUACUUGAAAACCGUCUUCUUGCCCAAGGCAUCUGAAAUUUGAUGAGUUAAUAUAUUCUCUGGUGUUUACACCAUCUCUUUGUAUGCAGCUACCUUGAAUGUCAGGUUCAACUGCAAGAUUGUUAUCACCUGCAUCUGUGGAAGUUAUUGAUAACUUCUAUUGAGUUGUAGAUUACUUGAAUAUCGUAAGAAAAACUACAAUACAGGCGAAUCAUGUGGCCCAGUUGUGUUUCAUGCUUACACAUCAAUCCUGCCAAACUGUAAGCUGUGGAAGAAAAUGAAAGCUGAACAUACACACUUGAUGUAAAUUGAUCAUCUAUGCAAAUAAUUUACAAACUGAAAAUAAUCCAUAUUUGUGCAAAAUUUUAGUACAGUUGGUUAUUGAAAAAUAUAAAAUUGUAGCCAGAUGUCUAAUGUAACAUAAGAGGUUUAACACCAAUGGAUUGUGCUCACACAUGCAUGACAUUGGGAAGCGUGGACAGCGUUUUUCCACAUUUAAAUUGCCAUAUGAAACACCACUGAGAAGUUGCAGCGAAGAUCUACCCAUGGUAAUAACCCUGCAAUGUGGUUGAUGAUUGUCAGAAGGCUUGUGGAAACAUUUUAAAUAUUUUUUUAGAGGGAUUAAGGCAACCUUUACGCUGACAUCAAAGAGGGGUUAGAGACCAACACUUAAGCUAAUGGGAGCAGAGUCUGGUGUACAUAAAGGUAUUUAUGUAUAGUCUGUCCCUUAAUUUUGUCUAAUCGAUUGAUAGCUUGCUUGUUUCACUCCUCACAUGCACACGUGUAUAGAAAAUCAGGAAAAAGUAACAAGUCUUGGUUCUGAUGUUGCACAGGCCCAGCUUCCACUGAAUGUCACUGAUCAUUGUCUGAUUUGGAAAGCACCCUUCAACUUUUUACCUUGUCUACAUAUCAGAAUGCUCAAUAAAAUAUUUUUUAUAAUUAUUUUCUUUUGAUAUUUUCCACAGUUUUUAUAAGUGAUUUUCCUAAAAACAGCAUGAUUGGUACUUCCAUUUUGACUGUGUACCAGGGCCGCCACAGCGUGUCUGAAGAACAGUUCAGACUCAGAUGAACUGUCUGAAAGCAGCUCCGCUCCUCUGAGCUCUGAACUGAUCUUCUUUUCUUUAUAGGACCAAGACCAAACUUGUAAGAUUUGUUAAAAUUUUGAUAAUGUUGUGAGAUGUUUUAGUUGGUGCUUAUUUAAUAUUAAUCCCUGUAGAUGGAGUUAUCUUAUUUUGUGUUGUCUGGUUUGUUAUCUCAUUUAAUGUGUUACAUUGAUGUGGAAAUUAAAAUGUUGUGUAGAACAUUCAAAUAGUAGAUACUCAAUAAAUUGUGCUUACAUUUCUGAAUUUGAAA